Molecule: messenger RNA, 1499 nt
Organism: Megalobrama amblycephala (Wuchang bream)
Lineage: Eukaryota; Metazoa; Chordata; Actinopteri; Cypriniformes; Xenocyprididae
Exons: 2
Coding region: 81-1499 (472 amino acids)
Source: RefSeq, a predicted model, not a curated record
GCAUUUUUAACCGGAAGUUAGUUGAGAACGUGCAAAGACACUUCCUGUUACCGUAGUAGUAGAUAGCGGGAAAUGCAAAAAUGGCAGAGUCCAAAAACAGAAGUUUUUGUUGUGUCCCGGGUUGUUCAUGUUGUAACCAAAAACAACCAUACCUCUCAUUUCACUCAUUUCCAUCUGACCAAGCAACAAGAAAUUUGUGGAUUCAUGCUGUAAGAAGAGAAGAAGGGCCGAAUUUCUCUGUGAGGAAAGGCAACACUUACGUCUGUAGCAGACACUUUGCCAAGGAGGAUUACUUCGGUGGAACAACCAUCAGUCGCCUUAAAAGUGGUGUUGUCCCAAGCCUGUUCCCUUGGAACAAUUUUACAGCACCACUCAAAAGGGAGUCUGUAUUUGAAAGGGUGAACAAACGUCAGCUGGUCCCCUCCCAGGCGGAUGACAACAGUGCAGCUUCUAAGGCUAUUAAAAUGGAUCACGAUUAUGUGACACACCCACCCGCAGGAGCACUGGAUGAGGCCCUGGGUUACAUUGAAGAUUUGGAAGCCAGACUGAAGAGAGUAGACCUGCCAUCUCCCACCCUCUUCAGCAGAUAUUGUGCAUCAGAUGACCAAAUCAGAUUCUACACUAAAUUUCCAUCUGAGGGUUUAUUUAGAAUCUUUUGGGAGUCUAUCGCACCAUCUGCCUCUCGACUGGUGUACUGGACCAAGGCAAAGAGGAUCGGGGAUGAAGCCUGUCCUGAACCCAGCCCACCUCGCAUCAUGCCAUUAAUUGAUGAGUUUUUGAUGUACUCUUUCCGGGUUGCUGUGGGCAUGAAAGAGCAGCUAAUUGCUGACAUGUUUAAUGUGAGCAUUGCCACUGUCAGCAGGGUUACCAUCACCUGGGCUAAUUAUCUUUUUAUCGUGUUGUCCUCAGUCAAAAUCUGGAUCAAAAGGGAAAAGGUCAAAUUAAGUAUGCCACCGAAAUUCCAGAAAUACUGUCCUAAUGUCAGGGUCAUUCUGGAUUGCACAGAAAUUGCUCUGGAGAACGCCUCAUCCUUGACCUUGCAGUCAGAAACCUUUUCCAACUACAAGAACAGAACAACACUGAAAGGCCUCAUCGGAGUAGCUCCCUGUGGUUUGAUUACAUUCAUCUCACCUCUUUACACUGGCUGCAUUUCAGACAAGGAGAUCACCAAAAUUUGUGGAAUCCUUCCCAUACUGGAGCCAGGGGACGAUGUUAUGGCAGAUAAGGGCUUUCUUAUUGAAGACCUCCUUGCUGAAGUUGGAGCAAAGCUGAUCAUUCCACCUUUUAAGCAUUCAGCACAAUUCAGCAAGGAAGAAACAGCACAAACCCAAGCCAUUGCCCGCCUCAGGAUUAUAGUGGAGAGGGCGAUAGCCAGAGUGAAGUCCUUCCACAUCUGGGACUCCCCUGUACCACUUACACUGAUUGGAAGCGUGAAUCAGAUGUGGCUCAACUGUUGUGUCCUGUCCAAUUAUCAGGGACCUUUUUGUCUUGAGGAAUAA